Molecule: messenger RNA, 1335 nt
Organism: Prorocentrum cordatum
Lineage: Eukaryota; Dinophyceae; Prorocentrales; Prorocentraceae
Source: the annotation of a GenBank genome assembly
AUGGAAAGGCUCGCCUACCACCUCGGUAUUUACGCCGAGAUGGGCGCGACAAGACUUCAACUCUUGGAGUACGUUCUUCAUGCUGCUGAAGUUUUUUUUUCAGCACUGUUUACUUUUGAAGUCACCCUCCGGUAUAUUGCCAUGCAGCAGCUGUUCUGGAAAGAUUGGAGUUGUGUCAUGGAUUUCUUCAUUGUGCUUGCAACCGAUGCUUCUCUAGUACUUGAGCAGAUAGGCGAUCCGAGUUUCAACGUUCAAGUGGUUCGGCUGCUACGUUGCACCAGAGUGCUUCGCAUUUUCAGAUUGAGCAGGCACAAUGCUCUUUUUGAGUCCGCGAGUUUAAUGUCGGCAGCCCUGCAAUCUUGCGUCGGUGCCGCGACUUGCGCGAUCAUGAUCUUCUUCACUGGGCUGAGCCUACUUGCAUUGCUAAUAACGAGGCUCGUUCGCGACAUGUACUUAAGCGAUGCCUCCCACUUGGACGAACGGCAGAAAGUUCAGCUGUGGAUGUACUUUGGCUCGUACUCACGAAGCAUGCUGUCCAUGUUCGAACUUGCCCUUGCAAAUUGGCCGACAAUCGGUCGCUUCCUCCAAGAUGAAGUCCACGAAUGGUGGAUGAUCUUCAUCAUUAUCUUCAAGCUGACUGUCGGCUUCGCAGUGGAGACCUUCACGGCGAUCGAGAUGGACAACAACAUCAUGGUGGAGAAGAAAAGGCGGGCCGACAAGGCUCACCGCAAGAAGAUGGAGGCGCUGUUCAAGAAGGCGGACCGGAACGGAGACGGAGCCGUCGGCCGUCACGAGUUCGCGCACAUCCUCCGCCUCCCAGCCGUAAUACGCACCUGGCUCGCUUCCAUGAACCUGGACGUCAGCGACGGCGCCCUGGGGACGCCAACGCCAGACACCGCCGCCGACCCCGUUAGGAUCCGUGCGCCCUGAGGAACCAUUGCCGACGCCUUUGCCCCGCUGCGGGCCCCAGGAAAUAGUCACAGAUCGACCCGGACUCAACAAGCGAGGCAGACGAGGAUCGAGGAUACCUGAUCUUGAUCAUGUGACGUGUGAGACGAUCGUGGACGACCUGGUCUUGACCGACCUCUUCCAUGUGAAUUACGUCGAGAUGUUGUUGAUGGGGUGAGGCGUCCGCGACAUGGAGAUGGUGCCAGAUUCGAAUAACAUGUUGCUGGCCCUCUCCUGAUGCCCUCCCCGUCGCCCGUGGCUGCCUCGGCUCGAGGCGGCCAGCCAGUUUCACUUACUUUGCUGUGAAGAAUGAUGUUGUGGCGCGGUCUCGCGGUGCGUGCUUGAAUAAGAUCAUCCUGAUCUACUGCGAGACUACCGCCACACCGC